This is a messenger RNA of Paramuricea clavata, 811 nucleotides long. NCBI's taxonomy places the organism in Eukaryota, Metazoa, Cnidaria, Anthozoa, Malacalcyonacea, Plexauridae. The record is from the annotation of a GenBank genome assembly.
AUGGGAAAUGCCGCUGAACCUGAAUCAUCACAAACUUAUGAUGUGUCUACUCCUACUGCUAUUGCCAAUAUAUUCAAUCGCUACUUCACAUCAUUGUUCAACAAUGAUCAUGAUAACCUAGACGAACGUUCCUCUCCACCAUCAUCUCCACCUUCAACGUCAGGACAGUCAUACCUCCAACUAACAAUAGAAGAAGUCGCAAGAACACUCUUAGCGCUAGACACCACCAAGGUUACUGGACCUGACGCAAUACCAUCUCGACUUUUAAAAGAAACUGCGUGGCAGAUUGCACCUUCCCUCACCCAAAUAUUCAACAAGUCGUUAAGCUGUGGCGAAAUACCUGAUGAAUGGAUAUUGGCAAACAUUGUUCCGGUACACAAAAAAGGCGAAAGGAGCCAAGUAGAGAACUAUAGACCUAUCUCCCUUCUUUCCAUAAUAUCGAAAGUACUAGAACAUUGUGUCCUGAGAAAUAUACAUGAUCAUUUGCUGCAAUUAAUCAAUGAUAGCCAACAUGGUUUUAUUCCCGGAAAGUCGUGUACAACUCAGCUAUUAGAGGUUCUUGACUAUAUUGGUUCACUUCUGGACGGUGGCAAGCAAACUGAUGUAGUCUACAUGGACAUGUCCAAGGCAUUCGACAAAGUCCACCAUAAAUAUCUAAUAAGCAAAUUAAGGAACGUCUAUGGCAUCUCUGGUAAACUCCUUCGCUGGUUUGAGUCAUAUCUGAUAAAUCGCAAGCAACGUGUGACUGUGCUAGGAGCUACAUCCUCCGCGAGACCUGUCCUGUCAGGAGUUCCACAGGGUUCAAUAUUAG